Molecule: messenger RNA, 2700 nt
Organism: Cricetulus griseus (Chinese hamster)
Lineage: Eukaryota; Metazoa; Chordata; Mammalia; Rodentia; Cricetidae
Source: RefSeq, a predicted model, not a curated record
UGUCGCGUGUCCACUCCCUUUCCGCCUAAAGCUGCCCGCAAGAGCGCGCCGGCCACGGGCGGCGUCAAGAAGCCGCACCGCUACCGGCCCGGCACCGUGGCGCUGCGCGAGAUCCGGCGCUACCAGAAAUCCACCGAGCUGCUGAUCCGCAAGCUGCCGUUCCAGCGCCUGGUGCGCGAGAUCGCGCAGGACUUUAAGACCGACCUGCGCUUCCAGAGCUCGGCCGUCAUGGCGCUGCAGGAGGCGAGCGAGGCCUACCUGGUGGGGCUGUUCGAGGACACCAACCUGUGCGCCAUCCACGCCAAGCGCGUCACCAUCAUGCCCAAGGACAUCCAGCUGGCCCGCCGCAUCCGCGGGGAGCGGGCCUAAGUUACGCUUCUAGGAAAUCAACGUAAAAAGGCUCUUUUCAGAGCCACCACGUGUGCCCCGAAGGAGCUGUUCGCCUCUGUCCUCGGGGUGUUUGCGGAGCUGCUGAGAUCGCUGUUUGGUACUCUCUUGGUGUUGCACCUGUAGCCCUUAAGUGUUUCUAGGAAAGCUUGUAAACCUUGGUUUUGUUUUUCUAACCUCAUCCACCCAUCGUCUGGUCUCUUAGUGUAAAAGUAUCCUGCUCUGCGCAUCCUUAAACUCUGUGCAGUCUAAAACCGUUGUAUUUGCUAUAUCGAGAUAGGGCAGGAACUACUGUGUCCCUGAUGCAGACCCUUGGGACAUACUGCAUUUCAGGCCUCUUCAAGGAUCGGUCAUGUAAGCCUGACCGGAAGUUUCCUACAGUGAGCGUCACGCCUAGUACUGAGUACCCAGCACCUAGGAGUUGCUGAGUAUAUGGGGGGUUUCGGUCAUGAUCAGAUACUUUGAACCUCGCUUACCUAGCUCGAGCAGAGUCGGCCCUUUUUUGUUCUAUUUUCCGCAACGGGUUUUGCUUCCUUUUUUACUGAACUGGUCCCAUAGACCAGGCUGUCCUUGAACUCAGAGAUCCGCUUGCCUCUGUCUCCCGAGUGCUGGGAUUAGAGGUGUGUGCUUUAAAUGUUUUUGUUUUGUUCUGUUGCUUGUUUUUUUCUUAGAGCGGGCCUUUCUAAACUAGCUGAACAUGCAGGAGACCUGGCUUUCAGUCACCUCAAAGUUGCCGCACUAAAUUUCUAGACUGCUGAAGACAAGAGGCUCCUUCCCUUACCUCUGCUAGGUAAUGUCUGUUUGCUCAUGGUCGUUGGACCACUAUUAGAAAUACCCAGAGACAUUCACCUUCCCUCUGUUCUUCCUCUAACACUUUAGGAAUUAUCCUUGUUAGCCUCUUGGAAUUCAACAAUUAUUACUAUGAUCUGACCUUAGGCUUCUGUAGCAAUUGGUUAGUUUCUCCCCUUAUUUCCAUUUAAUUUACUUUUAAAUUGCCAACCCUUCUGUAUAAUAUAUAUGCAUAUGUAUAUAUGCACAGGUGGAUGCAUAUGUAUAAGUAUAUGCAUUAUUUAUCACAGACCUUUCUGUACAGAAAUAGGCUAUGGAUGUCAAGGAGGAUCUGCUAUUCCUUGGCCUGAGGAGGGCCUUCUGCAGGGGUGGCUGUGGGACCUGAGACUGAAAGACCACAGUAAAUAACUCAGGUCACUGUCAGGUACUUUCCCUCUUGUCAACUGCCUGAAACUUGCUGGAAGUCUUUCAGGAAGCAAAACUAAGCUUUGUCUAAAUAUUUGAGGCAUUAUCAGCCCAAGGCUCUUUGAAUUCAUGACACUGGUAGUCAGUGACCCAGGGACACAUGCUCUUUCACCUCUCUGCCACUUGGGAGCCCCCAGAGCUGUGAGGAGGAUCUAAAAUUUGCUCUGCACCAAGAAAAUGUGGGCAACAAAGACAGCCUGUUAACUGGGGUAGGGAUCAGAGUCUCAGAAAACCUGCUUUACAUCCGUUUCCUAAUCCUCUUGAUAUUGACACUUGAGUCACUGAGGAGUGGAGAAACUGAAACAGAAAUACUUUUUUAAAUAUUUCCCUUUUGAAAGGAGUGAACAAAGCGGGAAACCGAGGACUGGGACUGUGGUUACUCCUGAUGGUGUUUCUCCUAGUUUUCAGCCCUAGCCCCCGCUGGGAUUUUUCCAGUAGAUUUUUUUUGUGAACUGAAUUAUGCUCCUGGUCCCCCCAUUUUUUUGUUGAAGCCCUAUACUGAGUACCUCAAUGUGGAACUAGAACCUUUAAAUCAGCUGUGCCUAUUACAAAAUGGUGUUUGUAAAUGAGUAUUAGAACACACAGGGGGAACAGGAAUGCAGAAAGAAGGUGGCCAAUGCCAGCCAGGGAGAAAGGCUCAAUACUACUUGGCUUUGUAUGUCCAGUCUCCAGAAUUGUGAGAAACUUUCUUCUGGUUAAACUACCCAAUAUAUGACAUUCUGUUGGAGUGCCCUGCUAUGGUUUGAGUUUUCUGGGUUCAAAAUUAAGCCGUUCAAAAGUCUCCAGUGUGGCUAUGUUGAGAGGUGAGGGAAUCAUUAGUAGAAUAUGAGGACAUCAUUAUUAAUUAUUAAUAAUUAAUUGAUGUAUACCCUCAGGAAAUCGUUCUAGCAAAAGCUAGUUAUCAUAAAAGUGAGACCAUCAUAUCUGCUUGCCCUUUCUGCAUGUGGAGAGGUCCCUUUCUGUUUCUCCACAGUAUUGUAAAGCAGCCAAGAACCGUGCUGUUUGGGGCAUCCAGUCACUAGAAUUGCAAGCCAAAUAUACAUCUUUCUAAAGAACUUA